AUGUUUAAGGAAAAACUCCCUGAAAACACGGUUAAGUCUAGUUUUCCCAUCUUUCAUAACAAUAUUGUGAGCAUCAACCGCAACCUAGAAAAUGUAGAAUUGUUAUUAGAUGAACUUGAUUUCCACUUUGAUAUAAUUGGUAUCUCGGAAACAAAAAUUACAACUUCUAAUGAGAGUAACGCCCAUCCGUGCAUUCCAGGUUAUGUUUUUGAGCAUGUGCCAACACCACUGGCCUCCGGAGGCACUGGCCUCUUUGUUGAUCAAUCUCUAAACUACAACGUUCUUGCAAAAACUUCAGAUGAGGCAUUCCAAGCCCUCUGGGUUGAAAUCUCUUUUUUCAACCACUAA
Messenger RNA from Porites evermanni, 348 nucleotides. Lineage: Eukaryota; Metazoa; Cnidaria; Anthozoa; Scleractinia; Poritidae. The record is from the annotation of a GenBank genome assembly.